Messenger RNA from Stylonychia lemnae, 1812 nucleotides. The record is from the annotation of a GenBank genome assembly. NCBI's taxonomy places the organism in Eukaryota, Ciliophora, Spirotrichea, Sporadotrichida, Oxytrichidae.
AUGUCUAAUUCGGUUAAGAUACAAAAAAUUAAUAAUACUGCUUAGAAAAUCGUAUCCGUAUUGAAUGGAAAUUAGGGAAUGAUGCUAUUAAUGCUGAUUAAUGCAACUGAUGGAGAGAUGAUUAAGCUUUACUAAGAUAAUAGUGAUUAAUUGAGACCAUUCUAUCAAAUUAAUUAACAAAACUCAAUUUUAAUCACAGAUGAUAAUCAGAUUUAUAUUUGUGCCUUUAAUUUGGACAAAAUAUAAAGUGUAAUAGCAAGAUUUGAUGUUUCUAUAUUAGGUUCUACACUUAAUGGCAAAUGGUCAAAAGUAAUAGGAUCAUAGCAUCAAAGUCAUCAAUUUCUCUCAAUUUACCUUGAUGAGAACGAUGGAGUCAUUAAACUGAAUGCCUCAACUGGUUAGUUUCAAUGGUUGCAUGGAUUUGAAUAUAACAAGACAAUACUAGAAGAUGUCAAGAUAUCUUCAAUGACCUAAUUUUAUGCAGUGGUAAAUGAUAAUAUCGAUCCAAUUUAUACCACUAAAAUAUACUUAUUAAAAAUAAGCUUCAACAGUUCAAAAUCAGUGGAAAUAGUUGAAUAAAUAUUAUAUUUCUAAGAUUUUAAGAAACUCUAUCAUGCAAAGAUAAGAGAUGAUUUUCUAAUAGUUUUUUCAGGAUAAGCAUACAUUAAGGGUAGAACUUCAUUUGUUAAUUCCAAUGAUGAAAACUAAUCUUGUUAUAAAGCUGUUCAAAUUGAAGGUCAAGAAGAUAGUUAAUACAAUGUUGCAGUUACCUCUGAAUAUUUGAUUAAGGAAUAUAAUUACCAAAAUAUAUUCAAAGAUGGUGGCAUCAUGUUACUAGAAUAAUAAGAAGAUACUUUAAAAUAUGUUAAUUUGAAAGAAUACUAUCAAGAAUAUCCUAAGUUUUGUAAUAAAAAAUCUAAAAUCAGUCUUAAUUACACUUAAUGGGACUUGAAUUUAACUUAGGAAGAUCCUUAAGACUAUAGAUUGAAUUUAAAUGAAUUAGUAAAAGGUGAUGAGAAUUGUUUAGAUUCUAAAAGAUUUUUCACAGUUAAUCAAGAAGAAUUAACUAACAAAUACUAUUUUGAAAAUGAUUACCUCAUCUUCAAAUACGAGGAUAGAGUAAUGGGAAAUGGUAAUUUAUUUAAGAUUUAUAUUACGUAUCCAGACUAGCAAUAAGAAAAUUGGCCAUUGAGAAUUAAUCUUUUGAGUUGUAAAAAUGCGUAUAACUUGACAAACAUAUUCUAUAAUUUGUAUUCUGAUCCUGUUAUAAUAGAUUUGAAACCUUAGUAUUAAAAGCCACAUCGAUAAUGUCCGGAUCCAUAUUUUGAAUUUGUGUAAACAGAAUAGCCCACAUCAGAUUUUUAUGAUCCAUUCAAUUUUGACAAUGAAAAAAUGAUAGAUACAAUUUAUUCAAAUAAUUUAAAUUCCAGGGGGAAAUAUAUCCGAAAAUACAUAUUUUAUUUUGAUAGUUUAAAGAAAGACAUUGUGUAUUAAUUAGUACUUCAUUUGACUGUAAGAUGCAAUUCUACAAAAAUAUAAAUCGAUGUCUUAUAUUAUAAAUACUACGUAGGAAAUGGUCCAAUAAUUAUAGAUUAUGUGAGAGAUAAAUUCUGGUCAUCAUGUAGACCUUUAUUUGAGGCCAAGCCAUUAAAUUUGUACAGCUUCAUAACAUUUGAUAAUAUUACAAACUCUUACAUUAUUUCUGAUUAAUCUAACUAUUCUUUUUUUGAUGAUUACUACAAAGACUGGCGUUAAUUCACAUUUGAUAUUGAUGUGGACCUCAAGGAUGAAAGCAGUGUACAGUACUAUUGA